CAUUCCCUGGACCUAAUAACUAUAGAUUCUUCAAUCCUUCCCCUCCCAAGUUCUACUCACCAUAAAUACUUCUGCCGUAGACCUACUCAUCCUAAAUUCUUUCACCCUAGACCUUCUCACCCUAUCAUCUUUUGCCCUAGACCUACUCACCCUAAAUUCUUCUGCCCUAGACCUACUCACCCUCAAUUCUUCUUCCAUAGACCUACUCACCACAAAUUCUUCUGUCCAAGACCUACUCCCUCUAUAUUCUUCUGCCUAGACUUACUCACCCUAAAUCCUUCUUCCCUAGACCUAUUCAUUCUAUAA
This is a messenger RNA of Lottia gigantea (owl limpet), 306 nucleotides long. RefSeq lists its product as hypothetical. The transcript has a single exon. The annotation marks the transcript as partial. The record is from RefSeq and is a predicted model, not a curated record. Lineage: Eukaryota; Metazoa; Mollusca; Gastropoda; Lottiidae.